CUUGUUUACAUUUUUGUCAAAAAUGACAAUUCCAUCCAUCUUUUAACCAAUUCUCUCAACAAAUUAAUUAAAGUUUAAUAAAUCUUCAAAAAUUCUGUGAUAGAGCCUACUUGCGUUUAAUCCGAUUAAAAUUAAUAAAUAUAUCCUCGAAAACCAAAUAUUAGCCAAUGAUCCUUAAUAGUACUAAAAUAAGGUAUAUUCAACCACCAACUGAGUAUGUUCAACAAGGCAGAAGACACAAAAUCGAGCUUUCUGGAGCAGACAAAAGCGGCACGAGAAGAACGCGCAUUAGAGAAGCGAAAGGAGGUCGCUGCGAUAAUAAUUCAAUCAAAUGUAAGAGGAUAUCUUACGCGUACAAGCUUUGUUCGUAACAUUUUAAAAAAUUUUGACGCAAUCGUACCUCAAGUCCCCGAAAAUGAUGCGAAAUCAGCGCUGAUAUCUGCCACUCAAAUUUUCACCCAGGUGAAACUGCUGCUUCUGGUUUUCAACAAGGAACGUGAUAGGGAUCGAUUCGACAAAUUGUGCAGUUACCUAAUCGCCUCUUUGGAAUCGGACUCGCCGAAAGUAAGUUACGUCGGCGUGGCUCUAAGUAAAGACCAUGUGAUGCAAUGGAUCUCCUAUACAAAUGACGUACUUUGGAAAUGCUGUGAUUAUUUAGAGGAAUUAAAGCCUGAGUACGCUAGUGAUAUGAAAACUGUAUUAUUAUAUUUACAUAUGUUAGUUUCGUUUACCAAUACAAACACGUGGGUUGUUUUAAAAGCGAAAAACGUCGAAGUUUUAAAGUUAGGUAUGAACCAAUUAUGUGCCAAUAUAAUGGGGAAGUUAUUCCAUAAAGGAUUCUAUUUGGUUCUUAAGAAUUUACUUGUAAGGGGUCUUGGGCGGCUUAAAGUCGCAUUUAAGCAUGCGUCUCUUUCAGCAAUUUUAACUUUGUCGCUGCGCCCUUUGGUUGCCGCCGAAUUCUCGGAUAAGUUCAUGAGUAUGUUUUUGAUUCACAUACUGUCAGUGCCUGCAUUGGUGCAACACCUUGAGACGAUUACACCCGAGUGCAUAACCGUUUUAGUUAAUUACAGUAUUUUUAAUAAGAGCUUAGAGCUGUUAGCUAGUCAACAAUCGAUGCGAAUCGUUUUUAAUACACUGGAGGGCAACUACGCUUUAUGUCUACUUGCCAACCUCAUUCACCUGGCAUAUAUUGAGCGAGAAACUGUUUUAAAAGAAGUGGCCUUUCCAUGUUUUACGGUCGUGAUCACAGGUCUACUGGAAAGCUGUCAACACUACGUCGUCACAAAGCAGUCCAAUUUAACACACUGGCAUCCAGUUUUAGGCUGGUUCGCUCAGUCGAUGGAUCCCGAAUUGCACGCCGCCAUGCCUCACGUCAAAACACAGCUGCAUCUCUUGUGGAAUACGCAGAUCGUUUCAAUUUUAAUCGGGAAGUCAUUGGCGGAAUUAGUAAAAGACGUCGAAUCGCCUCAAGCUGCUACAUCUUCACAGAAUCGUACGAAUCCGAAUUUUUUUAAGCGAGCCAUUGAGGCUCGUGUGAAUCGGGCGAAUGUACAGAAAUCAUAUAGGGCACUGGGUAGUCCAGAAGUGCAUAAGAUUGUUCUGUUGUGUUCGCUAUAUUACACUGCGCUAAAUACUUUGACUCAACUAAGGUUAGAUAUAUUAACAGGUUUAUGUUAUCAAGAUAGAAUCUUGUACGACUUAUGGUUAUUCUUAUGCUCACUAGGACCAAAUUGCGGACUAAAGAUAUUUUUAGAUCACUUAGCUAUCAAUACAAAAUGCACUGCCCCCGAAUUUCAAAUGCUACAAUUGUUUGCAGAAUGUAUGACGCACUACAUCACAAUUUUGGACGACAUGGAAAUGUACGAGCAGCAAAACCCAUUUAAGCUUGGCGAUUUUGUGACGGUAUCUAGCUUUUUAAACUUGUUCCUCUACAACGGAGUUCUAGGGAAUUUAUUCGGUAAUGACCGGCGUUUUGAGGAGCGGUUGGUUUAUAUCCAGUUUACAGAUUUGAAGACGGUGCAAUCGAAUUCGUUGUUUCAGUCAUUUCACACGUUGCUUAUGGUACUGUACAAGAGAGAUUGUAGACGGAAUUACACACCGCAAGGCCACUGGCUAAUUAAGGAAGUCAAAGUUUCGACUUUUAUGGCCGACUUGGAUAAGGGCAGGAAAAAACCGCAAUUACUACUGCAGACGAUGCCGCAUAUCAUACCGCACGAAGACAGAGUUCGGCUAUUCCGAAAGUACAUAACAAAUGAAAAGACAGUUUUGGGCUUGACUGAGUCUGCGUGCGCAUCUCCUCAGUCCACACUCAUUACUGUGCACAGAUCUAGAAUAGUGGAAGAUGGCUAUCGGCAGUUGGCAUUAUUACCGCCACAAGGCUUGAAAGGUGUAAUCCGGGUAAGGUUUAUUAACGAGCAAGGUCUCGACGAGGCGGGAAUUGAUCAAGAUGGCGUUUUUAAAGAAUUUUUAGAAGAAAGUAUUAAGAAGAUAUUUGAUCCCUCCUUGAAUUUAUUUAAAGUCACCAGCGAAGAACGGUUGUACCCAUCGCCGACCUCCUACCUGCAAGACAAUCACUUGCAACUUUUUGAAUUUGUCGGGCGCAUGCUCGGAAAAGCGGUUUACGAGGGAAUUGUGGUGGACGUACCUUUCGCCUCCUUUUUUUUAAGUCAAGUGCUGGGACAGACGACUCAGGCUUUGUAUAGCUGUGUUGACGAAUUGCCUUCACUCGACGAGGAGCUGUAUCGUAGUUUGAGUUAUGUGAAGCAUUACAAGGGUGAUGUGUCUGAACUGGACCUUACAUUUAGUGUGGACGAGGAUUGCUUGGGAAGGCUUGUCACGCACGAAUUAAUUCCGGGAGGGAAAGCUAUGUCUGUUACGAAUGAAAAUAAAAUUAAUUAUAUUCAUUUAAUGGCCCAUUUUCGAAUGCAUGUCCAAAUUAAAGACCAAACUGCCGCAUUUAUUCGUGGAUUUCGGUCCAUCAUUAGCUUGGAUUGGUUAUCAUUAUUUUCAACACCCGAGCUGCAAAGACUAAUUUCGGGUGACAAUGUGCCUUUGGAUAUGAAAGACUUACGUAAACAUACACAAUAUUAUGGUGGCUUUCACGAUUCGCACCGUGUUGUCGGUUGGCUAUGGGACGUACUGGAUAAGGAUUUCACAGAAUCAGAAAAGGGAAUGUUCUUAAAGUUUGUUACCAGUUGUUCCAAACCCCCUCUUCUGGGAUUUGCCCACUUAGAACCUCCGUUUUCGAUACGUUGCGUCGAAGUUGGAGAUGACGAAGACAACGGUGAUACGAUAGGAAGUGUAAUCAGAGGAUUUUUCACGAUACGGAAACGCGAUCCACAGAACCGACUGCCGACGUCGUCCACAUGCUUUAAUCUUCUCAAACUACCCAACUAUCAGAAAAAGAGCACGCUGCGUGAAAAAUUAAGAUAUGCCAUUAGCUGUAACACAGGAUUCGAGUUAUCCUAAUUGCUUCGAUGUUGUUAACUGGAAUUGAAUGUUUAUAAUGUAUCAUAUCAAUUUUUGUAUGUUUAUAGUGUAAAUUUACUGUUGGUAAAUUGAUUGGUGUGUUAAUGUUUGUUAACAUUAAUGUUUCGAUGUGCAAUAUUAAUAAAAAAUGAAGGAUGGUUUUUGAAA
Molecule: messenger RNA, 3636 nt
Organism: Photinus pyralis (common eastern firefly)
Lineage: Eukaryota; Metazoa; Arthropoda; Insecta; Coleoptera; Lampyridae
Product: ubiquitin-protein ligase E3B
Exons: 13
Coding region: 217-3468 (1083 amino acids)
Biological process (GO): protein polyubiquitination; ubiquitin-dependent protein catabolic process
Molecular function (GO): ubiquitin protein ligase activity; protein binding
Source: RefSeq, a predicted model, not a curated record